CAGAGGGCACUGGGAUUCGGCGGGGAGGGACUGGAGAGAGAGAGAGACUCUCGGUUCUCGGGCCGCCACUUCUCUCACUCCUCUCGAGAUUAUUUUUAUUCUUUUUACUUUUAUCCCCGAAUUCUGAUGGUUUACUUUCUUACGGCGAUAAGGUAGAGAGAGACGGAGGGUUGCACGGCUGGAAAUUCCCAUGGGUGAAUACGAGGGUUCCUUGGUUUUGACGGAGUUUUAAUAAAAGCCCAGAGUGAAUUUCGGAUAAUGCCCAGGGUUUUUGAAGUAUGGAACUUUUGGGCUUUGAUGCAGUGAUCUAAUGUGUCGAAUGUUGAGUGAGUGAUGGGCAGUUGCAGUGAAGAACAGGAUCAGUUUUUUGACACCUGUGAGGACAUUGCGUCUGUGUCCGACUGUGGUUCGGAUGGCCCAGAGAAUUUUGAUUGUAAUUCAAAGGUUUCUGCUGCUGUGACAGGUAGUUGUGGGUAUGAGGUCUGGAUUAAGAACCCAGGAAGCAUUUCUGAGCGCCGUAAUAAAUUUCUAAAAUGGAUGGGUUUAAGUUCAGAUCAACCUGUGAGGGAAGAUUGUGAACUAGUUUCUUGUUAUGAAUUGGAUGUGGAAACUGAUAGAAUAAUGGAAAGCAGUGGGACAGUUUUGAGAACCUCAGGUUCUGAUGAUGGGAUUUCAUCAAGUCAGUCGUCAAGGUCUUGCUGGUCUAGUGAUGGUCGAGAAUUGUUAGAAAGCGCGUUAGAGGAGAAUCUAAUGUGUAGGAUUAAAAAUUUGGAUUAUGGAAGUGAGUUCAUUGUGGAUGAACUAGGGCAAGAUGGCCCACUGCAGAGGCUUCGUAAAGUAGGUUCAAACCAGUUGGUUACCAUUGAAGAAUUUGAGAAGACUUUUGGGCUGUCCCCUCUGGUUCAACGAGUCAUGAGAAAAGGACUCGAAGAUGUGCGCAAUUUUCAGGAAAGAGCCAAGCGGGUGAGGAAGGGAUGGUUGAAGCGAUUAGGUUCUGUGGCUUGCGUUGUAGAUAGGCAAGGCUUGGGAAUUAAUGAUUCCUGCACAGUUGCAAGGGCUAGGACUCAAAUUGUUAAGGUUCGCUCUUACAGGAAGCAGUUGAAAGAAUUCACAGCUCUUUAUAUGGGACAAGAUAUUUUGGCACAUGAUGGUUCGAUCUUGACAAUGAAGUUUAGUCCUGAUGGACAGCACCUGGCAAGUGCUGGAGAAGAUGGAAUUGUGCGUGUAUGGCAGGUGAUGGAAUCAGAGAGAUCAAAUGAAUUUGACAUUCCUGAUACCGAUACUUCAUACAUGUGCUUUGCGGUAAAUGAUAUUUCUGAAAUAGUGCCCCUCAAUUCCAAUAAAGAGAAAAAGGGUAGAUUGAAGAGUUUGAGGAAAUCAUCGGAUGCAGCUCGUGUUGUUUUCCCUCAGAAAGUGUUUCAGAUACUGGAGAAACCAGUGCAUGAGUUCCAUGGGCAUGAGGGUGAAGUCUUAGAUCUUUCAUGGUCAAAGAAUAAGUGUCUUCUGUCAUCCUCUGUUGAUAAAACAGUUCGCCUUUGGCGAGUGGGAUGUGACCAAUGCCUCCAAGUAUUUUCCCACAAUAAUUAUGUUACGUGCGUUCAGUUUAAUCCUGUGGAUGAUAAUUACUUCAUUAGUGGCUCUAUAGAUGGAAAAGUGCGUGUCUGGGUAAUUUCUGGUUGUCAAGUUGUUGACUGGACUGAUAUCACAGAAAUUGUCACAGCUGUGUGUUACCGACCUGAUGGGAAGGGUGGAAUUGUCGGAUCGAUGAAUGGCAAUUGCCGGUUUUAUGAUGCAUCAGAUAACCAUCUACAGCUGUAUGCUCAAAUAUGUUUACAGGGUAAGAGUAAGUCGCCGUUCAAGAGAAUAACUGGCUUCCAGUUUUCACCAAUUGACCCAAGUAAAUUAAUAGUCACUUCUGCUGAUGCUCAAGUCCGGAUCCUUCAUGGGAUUGAUGUAAUCUGUAAAUUCCGAGGCCUUCGUAGUGCAGGAAGCCAGAUACCUGCAUCUUUCACCUCAGAUGGAUUUCACAUUGUCUCAGCAAGUGAGGAUUCUAAUGUUUAUGUCUGGAACUACAUCAGCCAGGAGGGGCCUGUUUCAGGCCAAGUGAGGAAAAAUUGGUCUUGUGAGCACUUCUUCUCAAACAAUGCAUUGAUUGCCAUACCUUGGUGUGGGAUGACAUCUGGAAACUCCAUUUUCUCUAGCAUAUCAGGAGCAUAUUCUUCCUCUAGUAGUGUUGAUUCUGCUGAAAAUAUCUCAUGCCAAGAGGGUGAAAGUUCAUGCAACCCAAUUUCAGUUUUGCCACCCGAUCAUUUUUCUCGGAGCCAUAGAUUUUUUUCAGAUUCUUCAUCCAAGGGCUCUGCAACCUGGCCAGAGGAGAAGCUUCCCACUCCAACCUCACUGGUCGUGUCAUCCACAUUCUGUAAAUCCAAGUACAAGCUUCUGAAGAAAUCUUGCCAGAGUAUGUUUGGUUCACCUCAUGCAUGGGGUUUGGUGAUUGUCACAGCUGGAUGGGAUGGACGGAUCAGAUCAUUCCAAAAUUAUGGGCUGCCAAUUUAUCUUUAAAGUCAUAUGUCCUUUGGGUUAAUAAGCGAACUUUCAAGAAAUCAUUAUUGUUGAAGGUGGCAGUGUUGCUGGUUUUGACAAGAGUUAUGCAAUUUGACCAGAUACAGGGCCAAAAUGAUUCAAUUUUUGGUCAGAUUUAGUGGAACAAAAAUUUGGAUUUCAUCGGUAUCUGCCUUAGUAGGACCAGUCCAAAUAUUAUAUAGGCACACACGUGCAUCUUGACAUGUCAAUGUAGAUUUUGAGGUACACCGAUCUGGCUGCAACAGUGGCAUUUUCCGUGUGUGAUGGGUUGGCCAAAGUAACAACAAAUGGCUGGUUAGCAUUAAAGGGGAUUGGAUAUGACUAACUAUUCCAUUCUUUAAUUUGUUUCCUUUGAAAGUUCUGUGGCUGCCCUCUCUGAAGAGAUUAAAAGGAGGGUCUCUUCGAGGAGUCUAAUUCAAGGUUGUGUAUUGGUGUAUAAUUCAAGUGUAUUUAGGUUCUUAUGAUGAUUCAUUUUCGGGAGGUGGUGUGGAUAAGGGGAGUUUGGUGUUUGUUACCCAUGAAAAUUUUGGUGGGGAUGAUGUAUUGGUUAGCUGAAUAAGUAUCUUGCUUAUCUGCCAAGUAGUGGAUUGUCGUCUUCUGGUCUGUUCUGUUGGGCUGCUUACUAUCCAAAUCAGAACAGUGAUUGUUCCUAAUCAAACUGUAAUGAAGCUAUGGUCAGAAAUUUUGUGGGCCAUUUAACCAUUUUAUGCUUCUUGUUUGUUGUGCUUUGGGAGGAUUUCUUCGCGGCUUUAUGGACAAAAUCUUUACAUCAAUCACCUGAUGGCUGCCUGAAAUGCUGGUAGUUUCUAAUUUAUCACACUAAUUGGAUGUGUAUUCUGUCCCCUUUUUUUGGUUAGUUUAGAUGAUUUUGGGUUGGGCAGGUUUUCACCUUAAAGGUAUAUGUGUUAUUUUCAGUUGUAAUAUUCCUCGGAAUGGAAAAUCUUCAUCGUUAAGUGUUUGGUUGAUUUUUGAAGAAAGUUUUGAAUA
Messenger RNA from Malania oleifera, 3570 nucleotides. RefSeq lists its product as uncharacterized. The record is from RefSeq and is a predicted model, not a curated record. The transcript is spliced from 8 exons. The coding region runs from base 334 to 2562 and encodes 742 amino acids. Lineage: Eukaryota; Viridiplantae; Streptophyta; Magnoliopsida; Santalales; Ximeniaceae. Gene Ontology annotation, molecular function: protein binding.